AUGAUAGAUAUGGACAGUUUGAAAUCCCGAAAAAGCAUUUUACUAACUUCCCCUAUUGACUCAAAAAAGCGUAAAGUGAUUGAUCCCGAAAGCGCAGCAGUUUUAAAGCAACUAACUGAAAUAGCUGAAGCUGCUCAAGAUGCUGAAGAUGAUUUUAGUUUCCUCAGAACAAAAGAAAGGUAUUUCACGCCUCAAAAUCAGAGAAAAAAUCAAGGUUCUUCAUUUAAAUACGAGCAAAAGCGCUUAAAAAGACUUAAAGAGAUUCCUCCUGAAGAAAAAGGGCAUUACUUGUACAAAUUUAUCAAUUCUUUGAAAUCAUAUCCCGAUAUUUAUGAUCAAUUAGUUAAACAGGCAUUUGAUCGCGGCAUUCUUUUUCCAAAAAAAAACUUAUCUUCAUCAUAUUACUAUAACUAUAUUUAUCCUACAAACAGAAUUCAACUAGACCCACUACCCAAAACACCAGAUGGUAAUUUGACAGCUCCUUUAAAUGUAACACCAGCUGAUAAAAUUAUGAGUCAUCAAUUGUCAAGCCAUUCAGGAAGUGAAAAAGAGUAUACAAUUCCUAUUACGACUACAAGAAGAGGAGGAGUCCUUGAGCAAUAUUUUAGGAAUGCAAAUUUAAGGAUCGUUCGUGGAGGUGAUUAUAAAGACCUAAGUCCAAUGACUGCAGAAACCAAAAGAAGCAGAGCAAAUUCAUCACUAAGUCGAGUUCAAAGCCGACCUGGAAGCAGACUGAGGAGAAUUGCAGGUUUCAAAGAGCAUGUUUUGGACCCUGAAAAUCAAAAUUUAAGAAAAAUUUUCCAAACUAUUUCAGGUAAUCUGGAUGGGCUUUUUCGUCAUUGUAGAGUGAGUAAUCAACUGUUUAAGCAAUUUCUAGAGAAAAAAUAUCCUAAAGAAAUGGUGGAUACAAUGGGUAAAUAUUUUGAUUUCAAACUUGGAACUUUUGAAGACUAUGUUGGGGAAAUGGAAAGAUUUAUUAUGAUGGGUGAAGAAAGGCAACUUUAUUUUUGUUUUGAUAUAUUGGAUUUUAACAAAGACAAAUUUAUAUGCUACCAAGACACUUAUAAAGCAAUUUCACUGAGGACUGAAAAUUUUUUUGAUGAAGAUCUUAUUAAAAUACAAGAACUGUUUAUUUUAAAAUCACAAGGCCUUCUUGUCACAACUGAGAAAAGAUUUAAAAGAAAAAAGCCCAGCACUUUUAAUCUUACUCCCCCCUCCGUGAGUGAACAAAGCCAUUAGAAAAAUCCCUAUUUUUUGCCCAAAAGCCCACCCUCUGUGAGUGAACAAAAAUUGUUUUAAUAGAAAAUUUUUUAUGAAAAAAAAAAAUUGAUAUAAUAGUGAUUAAUUAGUAUAAUGAAAUCUCGAGCUAAAUCUGUUUAAUUUUAAACAAAUUGCGUUUUAAAACAUAAAUUUUACACAAAUUAAACUAAUAUUUGCUUUCCAAUUUUUAUAGAAUUAAGUUUUUUUAAAUUUUGAAAAAAAAACUUUUAUAAAAAAUUUAUAUAUAAAUUUUUAUAAAAAAACAAAUUAACCCCCCUCCGUGAGUGAACAAAAUUUUUUUGUUACUCACGGAGGGGGGGAGUUAGCAAUGAAUUACUUAUGGAAGAAGAGGAAGCUAAAGCAAAGCUAAAACAAAAAAGCUAUGUUCAUCCAGAAAAAGAGGAAGCAAUAUGCUUUGAGGAUUUUUUAAGAAUCAAUUUUGGAGGGCGGCCCCAACUUUUGCUUCAUUUUUUGGACUACACUUGCAAUUACAAUUAUUUAAAAGCCUUAGGCCUCCAGUUCAACCUACAGCCUCUUUCCAAAAAGAACUCAGAAAUCAUUGUUGUCGAAAUGAACCAGAAUAGUGAAGUACUAGAAAACGUCCUUAGAGACGAGAGCAGAUACAUUUAUCUUAAAGAGCUUGAAGACGCCAUGUCAUUAUUUACUACAGAAACUGUUUACGAUUUAAUGGCAAAGUUUAAUUAUCUGAAGAGCCCAGACUAUAAGAACAUAAAAGUGAUUUCCAAAAAAUCCAUGAUUGAGAAGUUUGUAAUGAAUAAUUAGCCAGAUUUAUUCGGAGUCAAGUGUGACUAUAUUUCAGAGCGGUUUUAUGAUUUUCUUUCAGGACCUGGACGCCAUGAUGUCACAAAGUCAAGAUUCAUGAAAAUUGCCAAUUCCUUAACAGAAGUAAAGAGCAAUUCUAGAAGCCAAAAACUUUCAUUUGAUUUAUAUGAUGUAAGGGCUGAUGAAAAAAUCACAGCAGAUGAGAUUUAUAAGAUGUUUCAGAGUCUGCCAAUCAGAUCUCCAGCCUAUGACGAAUGCUUAAAGUAAACUGUAUUUAGGAUUGUGAAUGAGUUUUUAGCAAGCAUUUUUGGAAGGAGGCAUAAGCCGAUAUCAUUUAUUGAUAUAUACAAAUUCAACGAGCUGGUUGAGACAUCUGUUUUCGGAAAAGAGUUUAUAGAAUUUUUCGAAGUCCCUUUCGAAAAGCUUAAGGACCGAACCAAUUAUGGAUUUCUCCCAAGUAAAGAUGUUUCAGAAGAAGAUUUGAAACAAAGACGAGUAAGCAUGACAGUUUUGAGAAACGCAUCCAGACAAAGACUAGAUAGUGAUGAAGAAUUUCAAGAAUAA
This is a messenger RNA of Blepharisma stoltei, 2607 nucleotides long. Lineage: Eukaryota; Ciliophora; Heterotrichea; Heterotrichida; Blepharismidae. The record is from the annotation of a GenBank genome assembly.